Caenorhabditis briggsae is the source of this 1239-nucleotide messenger RNA. The transcript has 5 exons. NCBI's taxonomy places the organism in Eukaryota, Metazoa, Nematoda, Chromadorea, Rhabditida, Rhabditidae. Bases 1 to 1239 code for a protein of 412 amino acids. The record is from RefSeq and is a predicted model, not a curated record.
AUGAGUCUUGUCAAAGAUAAUGCCCUUCCGUUACAUUUCGUCUGGCGAUGCUCUUCAUGCAAAACUUCAAAUAUCAUCACAAAGAAAAUGAUUCGAGAGAACACAUUUUUCCAAGAACAAAAACUAUCCGUACAAAAAAUAGUACACAUAGCGGCGGAUUGGGUCGAAAGUCCAGGACGAAACAACGAAAGAACCGCUUCGUUGCAUGGAGUCACGACUUCGACGAUUGUUAAUCUCAACAAACUUUUCCGACAAUUGACGGAGCAAUGGUUCGAGCGACAAAUUGAAAAAAAUUCAAAUUUUCUGCUUGGUGGACCAGGGAAAAUCGUCGAAAUCGACGAAAGUCACAUGUAUAAAGCGAAAUACAACCGUGGGCACAUGCUAAGAAGAAAAUCUAUCUGGAUAUUUGGCAUGACUGAACGUCACACAAAUAAAAGAGCGUUUACACACAGAUGGGUCAAUCACAAAGUAAACUUUGUUGACCCCAGCGAUCGACGAGUUCACACUCAGUCUAUUGAAGCCACAUGGGGUGCUUUCAAACGGGAACUCAAAGCGAAAUAUGGCGUCCCAGAAGAUCAACUCGACGGAUACAUGUCGACAUACAUGUUUAGACGAUACUUCGGAAGAAAAAAACUUCUGAACCACCUUCUGAUCGAGAUGAAGUAUUAUAAGAAAGAAGAUGACUAUGAUUCAAGUGAAUCUGAAAUCUCCACGGAUGAAAGCUCUGAUUACGACGGCGGACAAACCACAAUGGCUGCUCGUUUGAAUCGAAAUAGAAACGAACGUCGAAGUUCUUCUACCGCUUCUACAAUGAGAACCACCACCUCUUCUAAGCCAGAAAUGAUUAUCAAAACCAACAGACCAAUUUCGUCAACUACACCAAGGCAAACGACGACCAAAACUCGAAAACCUCGGAAGAAGACACAAAGUCGAAAAGCUGAUCCUACAACCACCAUCACAACCACAGCAACCAUGAGGACCACGACCACCAUGAGAACAAGACGAACAACUUCCCAUCAGUCGAGACGAACCACGACAGAACCUCGUACGAAACGGACGACGUCUGCCCCUGAAACGAGACAAACAACCAUCACCACUCAGAAGACUCGGAAUGAUAGAAGAAGACGCGGGCGGCCCACUACCACCACUCCAAGAUCGACUACCAUUACUCCAAGAUUCACAACCACUACUCUAAAAUCCACUUUCACCGGCCGAAGGAAGUUCAAAGGACGCGGAUAA